AUGUUGAUGUCUAAACACCAGGUCAUCUUGGACACACUCGGUAUAGAGUCGAACUGGCAAGUAAUGCAGCUGUUGACCCUCAACUUCUCACGUACGGAGCAUAUCGUCACGUGCCACGGCAGUACGCUGCUCCCUCAGUUCCUGGCCAUGUACAGAAUCACCGUGGAGAGCGAGGACACCUACCUGCUAGUAAUGAGGAACAUGUUCAGCCACAGACUGCACGUACACAGGAAGUACGACCUCAAGGGGUCUCAGGUGUCUCGUGAAGCAAGUUUUAAAGAGAAGAUGAAGGAGCUUCCCACUUAUAAAGAUGUAGACUUCAGGAAUAAGAUGCAAAAAGUGUAUGUGAGCGCCGAGGAGAGGGAAAAGAUCAUGGACAAACUGAACAGAGAUAUCGAGUUUCUGGUGCGUAUGAAGAUCAUGGACUACAGCCUGCUGCUGGGCAUCCAUGAUGUUGAGCGGGCCGAGAGGGACGAGGGGGACGAGGAGGACACGGAGUCGUCCUAUGAAGAGGAAGAGGUGGAGGAAAACGGCCUGGCUCACGCUCCGUGCUCCACCUCACCUGAGGGUAUCGGGGGCUACACGAACUCCUUCAAACCGAUGGGCCCUGGCGAGUUCGACCCUUACGUGGACGUGUACGCUAUUCAGAGUGCUGUGGAUGCACCGCAGAGGGAGGUGUAUUUCAUGGGCCUGAUUGACAUGCUGACACAGUACGACACCAAGAAGAAGGCUGCUCACGCUGCCAAGGCUGUCAAACACGGGGCAGGAGCAGAAAUCUCCACAGUUCAUCCAGAGCAGUACGCUAAACGUUUCCGGGAGUUUAUCACUAAGAUCUUUGCUUAGUUCAAUGAUUCAGUAGACUCCCGUCCUCAUGUUAUACAACAGGAGUCUCAUUACGCAAUACUUAUGCAAUCUAGAACCAAAUGAAGACACACUGAACUUGUAUUGUUAAUUUUUAAAUUAUCUACAUAUCUUUUACCCUUAAUAAUACUAUGAACUGAAGGACUGUGCAUUCAUUUUGAAUGAAGAUCAGGCUUUGCAUUCAGGAGUAAAUGUCUUCUUGGCAUCUGGUCUUUUUUAAUGGGUUUUCUUUUGUUUUCAUUUUUUGGCAAUACUCCAGCCCCCAUCACAGAAGAAAAGCUGAAAUGAUGAUAAAACAUAUUAACACAAUAAUUGUGGCAAUUCUCUUUUGCUGCUGCAAGUAUGUAAAUUUUGUUCUUGAUUAUUAAUUUAUGUCUGCCUAUUUUUUCUACUAGUGACAACACAUUGCAACACAAGAAUAAUUUGGGCAAAUAUACACAGUCUGAAUUGGGAACAAUGCAUUAUUCAUCUCAUUGUCAGCCCCAAUGUGUGAUUGAAGCUUGUAAUAAACAAUGUUAUCUUACUAAAAUGUUGCCAUAUGCAAAAAUGUAAAUGAAUAGCACUAAAACAAUGAUUUAAAGAACUGCCAGCUGUUGAACAUUGCCUAAUACUGACAGCUUUUUAAAGGGCCCAUG
Notothenia coriiceps (black rockcod) is the source of this 1496-nucleotide messenger RNA. RefSeq names its product phosphatidylinositol 5-phosphate 4-kinase type-2 gamma-like. The transcript is spliced from 7 exons. Gene Ontology annotation, molecular function: 1-phosphatidylinositol-4-phosphate 5-kinase activity; 1-phosphatidylinositol-5-phosphate 4-kinase activity. The coding region runs from base 1 to 843 and encodes 280 amino acids. Gene Ontology annotation, cellular component: plasma membrane. Lineage: Eukaryota; Metazoa; Chordata; Actinopteri; Perciformes; Nototheniidae. Gene Ontology annotation, biological process: phosphatidylinositol phosphate biosynthetic process. The record is from RefSeq and is a predicted model, not a curated record.